Molecule: messenger RNA, 465 nt
Organism: Aspergillus neoniger CBS 115656
Lineage: Eukaryota; Fungi; Ascomycota; Eurotiomycetes; Eurotiales; Aspergillaceae
Exons: 4
Coding region: 1-465 (154 amino acids)
Source: RefSeq, a predicted model, not a curated record
AUGGAGAGAAGCUCGGGAGAACUCACCCCGGGAGCUGACGUCACUCCAUCCAAGCAUCUGGCAAUUCAUUUCCCUAUUGGUAUCUGGCGUGAAACAGUAAGUACAUUGAAACGAAGUGCGACGACGAUGGUCUAUCGUUUCCUGCAUGGAAGGCCAUGCUUUCCUCUAUACCCGUCCUUAUGGUCCUUCAUAAAUCAAAAAGGCGCCCUUUUUCCGACGUCCCUAAGAAUACUCUAUACCGUCCGUGGUGAAUUAGUCCCUGCUCCGACGUGUCCGCCUGAAGAGCUCUCGUCGCUGUCCCCCGACCGCCUUCGAUUCCCAAUAGGCCUGGUAUCAGAGGAUAAGGUGGACGAGCUCCUGCUCAGAGAUGACGGCGAAGCAGGGACAGAUGAAUUCGGUGUGGUGCCUUGUGAUGAUCCAGCAGAGCCCUUGAACGCUGCCGCCGCAGCGGCCGGAUUGCAGUGA